Molecule: messenger RNA, 213 nt
Organism: Auxenochlorella protothecoides
Lineage: Eukaryota; Viridiplantae; Chlorophyta; Trebouxiophyceae; Chlorellales; Chlorellaceae
Exons: 1
Coding region: 1-213 (70 amino acids)
Source: RefSeq, a predicted model, not a curated record
AUGGUAGAGUUCUCCGGCGCGAAGCCCUUUGCUUUAAUAAUGAAAAUCCGCCCCUGUUCAAUAGCUCUACUUCUCUAUGCCGUCUCGCCAAACCCGGAUGCUUCCCCCACUUUGGCCGGUGCAUGGCCGGGAUGGUGGACCUGCUUACAGCGCGCCAAGACCCGGCGAUCCGAGACUCGGGUGGGUGCCCGUCGUGCUAAACCAGAUCAUUGA